This is a messenger RNA of Arabidopsis thaliana (thale cress), 558 nucleotides long. Its product is annotated as Defensin-like (DEFL) family protein. Bases 122 to 349 code for a protein of 75 amino acids. Lineage: Eukaryota; Viridiplantae; Streptophyta; Magnoliopsida; Brassicales; Brassicaceae. The transcript has 2 exons. Gene Ontology annotation, cellular component: extracellular region. The record is from RefSeq and is marked reviewed.
GCAUGUAUAUAACUGGAAAAGACAAACAAGUUACAGAUGAAAAUGGCUAAAGCUGCAGCUACGAAUGAUUUUGGUUUCAUCACUUGCUUGGUGAUUUUCUUGGUGUUAGCAGGUAUACAAUAUGAUGUUCGAACCUUGCCAAAGAAUAUCAAAUGGAAUGAGAAUGACUCAGAAGGUGUCGUGUAUAGAAGGUCGAACCUUAUGGGCGAGGCCUCCUAAGUUUUUUUAUUGUAGUUCUACUCUAUGUGAAGAUAAUUGCAUUAAUACUGGUGCUUAUAGAGGCGGCACAUGUGACAUGGAGGACGAAGUGGCAAUAUGCAGAUGUCAUCGUUGUAAAAAGAUAAUAUAGUUAUUUAUUUAUCAUCAAUAACUAAAAAGCGAAAACGACUUUGUAAUAACAUGCAACAAUAUCUUUAACUAUUAUCAUCCUUUUUUUUUUUUUGUUAAAGGGUUUAACUAUUAUCAUCCAUUAAUAAUAAACAUUCAAAAAGACUUAGCUGUUUUUUUAUUUUGGUAAUGUACAAAGGGUGGAAUUCCCCUGGAUUUAUUAAAAUAAAA